AUGGGUCGGUCCACUAAUUUUCUGCUACUCAUUUUCUUGCUGGCUUUUGCUACAUUUGUGUCAAAUACAGAAGGCAGAAAGCUGCUGCUAAUUAGCAAUAAUAGUAAUAAUAAUAACAAAGUUUCUACGGUUUUUUUGAGCUUGGUUUUGAGUGCCCUUCCGAAGGGUAGAGUGCCAUCUUCUUCUCCGAGCAAGAAGGGUCAUGCUACCCUAGAAAAUCAAGAGCUAUUUCAAAGACAUCUAUCUAGUAUUGAUCGAAUUCUUCGAUCCGUUCCGAGCCCUGGUGUCGGUCAUUAG
Mercurialis annua (annual mercury) is the source of this 297-nucleotide messenger RNA. RefSeq names its product precursor of CEP14. The transcript has a single exon. Bases 1 to 297 code for a protein of 98 amino acids. Gene Ontology annotation, biological process: cellular response to nitrogen starvation; response to osmotic stress. The record is from RefSeq and is a predicted model, not a curated record. Lineage: Eukaryota; Viridiplantae; Streptophyta; Magnoliopsida; Malpighiales; Euphorbiaceae.